This is a messenger RNA of Grammomys surdaster, 3094 nucleotides long. RefSeq names its product lethal(3)malignant brain tumor-like protein 3. NCBI's taxonomy places the organism in Eukaryota, Metazoa, Chordata, Mammalia, Rodentia, Muridae. Gene Ontology annotation, cellular component: nucleus. Gene Ontology annotation, molecular function: zinc ion binding; protein binding. Gene Ontology annotation, biological process: regulation of DNA-templated transcription. The annotation marks the transcript as partial. The transcript is spliced from 11 exons. The record is from RefSeq and is a predicted model, not a curated record.
CAUUCAGGAGGCAGAGGUGUGAAUCAAACAGUCCACACAUUCAUCCAGUUGGCUGGUGUAAAGAACAUCGAAGAACCCUGAUUACUCCUCCAGGCUAUUCGCAUGUGAAACACUUUUCCUGGGAUAAAUAUUUAGAAGAAACAAAUUCUUUACCUGCUCCUGCAAGAGCUUUCAAAGUGAAACCUCCACAUGGAUUCCAGAAAAAAAUGAAGCUUGAAGCUGUGGACAAAAGAAACCCACUGUUCAUCAGAGUAGCAACUGUGGCAGACACGGAUGAUCACCGGAUAAAAGUUCACUUUGAUGGCUGGAGCAGUUGCUAUGACUACUGGAUUGAUGCAGACUCUCCAGAUAUUCACCCUGUAGGCUGGUGUUCCAAGACUGGGCAUCCUCUUCAGGCUCCGCUAAGCCCUGCAGAAUUAAUGGAGCCAUCAGAGACUGGGGGAUGUCCAACUCUAGGCUGCAGGGGAGUUGGUCAUUUUAAAAAAUCGAGGUACCUGGGCACACAGAGUGGUGCCAAUUGUCCCUAUUCAGAAGUCAACUUGAGUAAAGACCGAAUCUUCCCAGACCGCCUGGGAAGUAAUGAGCUGACUCCAUCUUCUUUCUCAUACCCAAGAAGUAAAAGGACAGACACCAACGAAAGUUCCUCGUCUUCUGAAACCAGGGAACAGCAUGCCAAAAACGGCAAAGAAGAUUCUGAAAAGAAAAAAGAAAAUGAAGUAAAGAAAUCAGCCGAAGCCAAAGUUGUUCGGGAAGAGCCUACCCCUAGUGUACAGCAGACUCAGCCACCUCAGCAAGUGCAGCAAGUGCAGCAUGCUCAGCCACCUCAGCAGGCAGCGAAGGCUCCACAGGCUUCACAGGCAACACAGGCUCCACAGCCUCCACAGCCUCCACAGGCUCCACCAGCUCAGCAGACUCAGCAGACCCAGCAGGCCCAGCAGACUCCACAGGCUCAGCAGGCACAGCAAGCCCAGCAGGCUCAGCAAGCCCAGCAGGCCCAGCAAGCCCAGCAGACCCCACAGGCCCAGCAGCCUCAGCAGGCCCAGCAGGCCUCACAGGCCCAGCAGCCUCAGCAGGUUCAUCAGGCUCAGCAGACCCAGCAGCAGGCUCAGCGGCGGUCAGCUGUAUUUCUCUCCUUUAAGCCCCCAAUUCCAUGUCUGCCCUUGCGCUGGGAGCAGCAGAGCAAGCUUCUUCCAACUGUCGCUGGAAUUCCAGCCAGUAGAGUUUCCAAGUGGAGCACAGACGAGGUGUCAGAAUUCAUUCAGAGCUUACCUGGGUGUGAAGAACACGGAAAGGUGUUUAAGGAUGAACAAAUUGAUGGAGAAGCAUUUUUACUCAUGACUCAAACAGACAUUGUUAAAAUUAUGAGCAUUAAGCUGGGCCCGGCUCUCAAAAUUUUCAAUUCUAUUCUAAUGUUCAAAGCUGCGGAGAAGAAUUCCCACAAUGAACUGUGAAGACGGUGAAUUCUGGUACCAUCAGCUUCUGCUUUAUAGCUCAUUAUGUUCUUUCAAAGCACAAGGACAGCUCCAGCUCCCGAGUGAGAAGUCUUCAGAACUCACAGGAGCAGCACCCCAGGGCUCCAUCUGUCCCUCCAGCUGCAUACGCAUUCUUAGGAAAUGCCUGAGCUUCUUACCAGCAACUGUCCGACAACAGUCACCUUUUGGUUCUGCUCAAUGAGCUAAACUUACCUUUGUAAAUUUUUUGGAUGUGGGAGGAGGGUGGGGAAGGGAGGCUUCAUUAUUUAUGGAUGGGGGGCAAAAUCAGAACUUUUGGCAUUUUGUAAACAUUGUCAGAGUCUCUUUCAUGUACGCCUUCUUUUUUUCAAUACUUGCAGAAACCUUUUUAUAUAACUGAAUUUCAACCUAAACCAAAUCCUUUGAACCUGGCUGGGUUUAGCCUGGGACUACUGUCAGUCAUGUUCACCCUGUGCCAUAUUUGGAAUCACGGCAUUAGCCAAGUGUAACGUUGUGAGUCACAAUAUUGCCUAACUGUGUAUCAUCCUGUUGGGACUGAAGAAUUGUAAAUACGACCUUUCUCCAAAUCCAUGUUUUUCCUUUUGCAUGCAUCAUGAAUUGUUAAACAAAGGACUUUUCACCAGCAUCUUUACUGUUAUUAUUACCAAAAAAAAAAAUGUAUAUAAAAGAAUGGAAUUGAAGAAUAAACUAUAUAAACCUACUUAGAUUUGAAGGACAGUAUCUGGACAGAAUCAAUUUUGUACAUCGUGGUGCCCAUGUGUUUCCAGCAGUUGGCAUCAGAGGAUUGUGCAGUUACGUACGUAUCCCAAGGGAUGUUGAUGAGGAAUUUAAUUUGUGAAGUUAUUGUGUGCAUCUCUGUAAAUGACAUGGACUUAGCUGGUGCUUUACUGAAGAGGACUCACUUGUCUGGAAACACUAACACUUCAAGAGCUCCCAUACAUCCCACGGGUCCUACAGACCCAGAAGAUUUCCUCAGAGCUGAGGAGCAGAGCAAGGAUCUGACUGCACAGACCUGGUGUGACUGUCACACCCGCAGACAUAGAAUUUUCCACGCUCUCCCACAGGUUGAGAAAGUGGUUCCCAAAGCCGUUAUUCAGGAACCUCCAAUGAAGAAAGAUUCCUUUCACUAUAAAAUCUUUUGCCUUGAUUUCUAAGCAUCUGGAUGCACUUUAAAUGAGAGCCCGUGGUUAUUUAUAAACUCAUAGCUGGCAGUGUUUCUUUUGUAAGCGUGUACUUCUGAGGGGAAGGUAAAAUAUUUUGUCAGUCUUUGGACGUACUUUCUAAUUCCACAAUUAGAUGUUUACUCAAGGACUGAUUUAAAAAUAGAAGGAUUAGUAGCAUGCGGUCGGAACUCUGGGGAGAGUCCCACCUCGUUCUCGAACUCUUUAAUGUUUUCUGAUGUAGGACUUCCUUUGAUGUGCCAUAGUAGGAGUCCUUUGCAUUUGUCAUGAUUCAAGGUAAACAGGGUCCGUGACAUCUGCAAUGUCCUCUUCAUUUCUCUGCAUGAAUCUGCUAAAUAAGCUUUUUGUUACUCUCCCCACUCCCCUUUGUUGUGGUCAGUAUUUGUACAUUAACUUGCACUUGUUACAUGUGAUAUGAAUGAAAUAAAAGUCUUAAUUGCA